AUAUUUCUUGGUUAUGCUCCAGCACCCUGUUGGACAGUCGAGACAAACUAUCAGAUGUGUUCAUUUUUGUGUACGGAAGUGGUCAGCAGGUUGUAAGGUCAGGGGGUAAAGGCUAGACCUCUUUCGAUUGAGAGUACUCACAGCCAUCUUGGAUCUAACGAAGCGAAGGGAAAUUGAUGCGGUGACAAAAGGCAUGUUUGGUGCUAGAAAGAAAUUUGUAGAGUUCGUUGACGUAGUCGAUAACGACUUUACUGAUGAAAGCAUGUACUACAACCAGCCGUCGAUGUUCCCACAUCGGUCGGACAAAGAUAUGCUGUCCUCUCCCUCACCAUCAUCAUCGGGUCAGCUCUCGCAGCUUGGUGCGAGUUUAUAUGGUCCACAAAGUGCACUCGGCUUCUCAGUAAGAGGCAUGGGAAACAACACACCUCAGUUAAACCGAAGUCUAACGCAAGGCUCACAGCUACCAAGUCAUAUCACCCCCACGACAGGGGUCCCCACAAUGUCCCUCCAUACUCCACCAUCACCAAGCAGGGGGACAUUACCGAUGAAUUCGAGGAAUGUGCUGAACCACUCUCAGGUCGGUCAAGGCAUUGGGAUGAGCGGCAGGACCAACAGUAUGGGCAGCUCGGGGCUGGGAAGCCCCAACCGUAGCUCACCCAGUAUCAUCUGUAUGCCUAAACAGCAGCCGGCACGGCAGCCCUUUACCAUAAACAGCAUGUCAGGAUUUGGUAUGAACCGCAAUCAAGCUUUUGGGAUGAACAACUCAUUAUCAAGCAACAUCUUUAACGGCACAGACUUCCCUGCAUUAGCAGAUAGGAGUCGGAGAGAAGGGACUGGAAACCCUACACCAGUUCUUAACCCACUGACUGGACGAGCUCCUUAUGUUGGCAUGGUGACAAAGCCAUCAACUGAACAGACACAGGAUUUUUCCAUCCACAAUGAGGACUUCCCCGCACUGCCUGGGCCAAACUAUAAGGACCCCACGUUGAACAACGAUGACAGCAAAACUAAUUUGAACUCCACAAGCAAGAGCACAUCCAACGCAGAUGGGCCCAAGUUCCCCGGAGACAAGACGGCCUCAGCACAGAACAACAACCAGAAGAAAGGGAUCCAGGUGUUGCCCGAUGGUCGGGUGACGAACAUUCCUGCAGGAAUGGUGACAGAUCAAUUUGGCAUGAUUGGCCUGCUGACGUUUAUCCGAGCAGCUGAGACUGAUCCGGGGAUGGUCCAUCUGGCAUUAGGAAGUGACCUCACAACGUUGGGACUCAACUUAAACUCGCCAGAAAACUUGUACCCCAAGUUUGCCUCUCCUUGGGCUUCCGCACCUUGUCGACCUCAAGACAUCGACUUCCAUGUUCCAUCGGAGUAUUUAACCAACAUCCACAUAAGGGACAAGUUGGCUGCAAUCAAACUGUCUCGAUAUGGUGAAGACCUGUUGUUCUACCUGUACUACAUGAAUGGAGGAGAUCUACUACAGCUUCUGGCAGCAGUAGAGCUCUUUAACCGGGACUGGAGGUACCACAAAGAGGAACGGGUUUGGAUAACUAGGGCACCUGGCAUGGAGCCCUCACUGAAGACCAACACCUAUGAGAGGGGCACGUACUACUUUUUUGAUUGUCUUAACUGGAGGAAAGUAGCCAAGGAAUUUCAUCUGGAGUAUGACAAGCUGGAAGAGAGGCCUCAUGUGCCAACAACAUUCAACUACAACCCAGCCCAGCAGGCCUUCUAAGGCCCAACCAGUCCAAAGGCCGCAGCUGUUCCUGUACAUGACACUGUUGUCCAGGAGGGACUGUGGGGUCCACACAGCUUGGUUUUUUAAUUCCUUGAGGAUUUGGCUAUUUGACUGUGGGGGUCAUCACCACCAUUAAAACUGCCCUGCUUUUUCAAAUUUACAAGCUGCCCCAAAACACCAACGAUUGUUCUGUUUUUAUUCUUCAUGUUCCUCCUGUUUUUUGUUUUUUUUUUCUUCUUGUUUCAAGCAGGGUCUGUGUUAUGUUUACGUCUCUGAAUCUGAAGCCUGUUUUCUCCCAGCAAGGAGGACUGACCUUGUCGCACAGGACAGUGACAGAACAAAGGUUAUACUUUGUAUUUACACCAAGUGUUAACUGAAUUAAAGACAGGGAAAGAAAAGUUGACAUUCUAGGAAGAAAGUUAAAGGGUGAAAGAAAUGCAAUGUUUAUUGUUGCACUAUAUUUAGUAAUAAAAGAACACAAAAUUUGUUUGUGCUUUUUUUUUUUUUUUUUUUUUAAAGUGAACACUCCCUGAUAACACCCCCUCUCAUUUUCUUUUAGUUUUUUUGUUUUGAGUCAGGGAGUUCAACUACAUCUCACCUUCUUACACCCCCCCUUACCAAUUUACAUUUAUCUUCUAAUCUGUUUUUGCACCACCAAACUUUUUCUGUCACAUACCGUUUUUCCCUCUGUACAACUCGGCAACGUCUGUGCCGGCCAAACAUGGACACAAAUUUACUACUUUGGUGGAGAAAUCCUCACAGAGGCAAACAUCUACACAACUUUGCUCCAGAGCAAACAAAACUCUUUCCAGUCUUUGUUACAGUUUUGUAAGAAAUGUGUACAUUUUUUUUUCUUUGCAUCACAUAAAUUAGUAUAUG
Messenger RNA from Archocentrus centrarchus (flier cichlid), 2611 nucleotides. RefSeq names its product CCR4-NOT transcription complex, subunit 2 (gene cnot2). The record is from RefSeq and is a predicted model, not a curated record. Gene Ontology annotation, biological process: regulation of DNA-templated transcription. NCBI's taxonomy places the organism in Eukaryota, Metazoa, Chordata, Actinopteri, Cichliformes, Cichlidae. The transcript is spliced from 15 exons. Bases 194 to 1729 code for a protein of 511 amino acids. Gene Ontology annotation, cellular component: CCR4-NOT core complex.